CCAAUUGACUUCAAGGAAACUCCCCUAGAAAGCAAUUCUUUACAUGCUUAAUCUACUGGAAUCGAUCAUACACAAAUAGUUAAUUUUUUGUUGAAAGGGGAGAAGAUAGUGAAUUGCUAAGCAAGGGAGAUUGAAGGAGUAGACAACCUUCCAGCUUCUAUUAUUACCAUUAAUUUGGGGAGUUUUGUGAUUUCAAGAUUAAGUGUCACGUUGGGUUAUGAAAGACAAACUAUCUGGUUCUUCGUCCUUCACUCUUCACUCUUCUCCCUUAUUAUUUAGUGCAUUGUCAGAUUUUUUUAUUUUCACUACAUUUUUUAAAUAGUGAAAAUAGAAAAAUUAAAAAUUGUUUAUAGUUAUAUUUGGAAAAGUGAUAACAAUAAUGGAAUAGAAUACUAAUUUUAAAAAGAAAGCCAAGAAAAGGAGGGAAAAAGUAUAAUUAUAAAAUUUAUAAACAUGAGGGUUUCUCAAGUAGAAUAGCUUGUCAAGGAAGUCACUUGCUCCUCUCAUUUAUUUCAAAUCUCAACUCACUCCCCCUUCCCUUCUCCCUCUCGUCUCAACAUGGCUCCGUUGCCACUGCCACAGCCGCAAGAUUCUCAACCCCAAGCCCCGGUGAAACAACUCCAGCCCCAAGAAUUUGAUCCACCGCAAGAAUCUCAACCCCAUGCCCUGGCCAAACUACUGCAAGAAUCUGAUCCAGUGGAUCCCCCGGAAGAAUCUGAGUCUCCUCGUCCUAGAAUUGUUGUUCUGAAUAUGGCCGCGAAGUUAGCGUAUAAACUGUUGGCGAAGUGGUAUAAGCAAGCUGGUAAGGUUUCCAAUGAUGAAAACCACGAAGCAACUGCGGCUAAUCAUUCUAGACCUCCAAGGAUCUGCCGUUCGUUCGAUCCAUUUGAGUUAAGUCAGAAUGCUGUGAGAUAUGUGGCUGGCAUAAGGCCAACAGAGCGUGAGACUCUUAAUGUGACAGACGAUUAUGUGAUUGUGAAGACAUAUAAGUCUGAUGCAGAGGAAGAUAUUGCUAAUGGUGAAAAGGCUGAGGAAGAUAAUGCUAAUGGUGAAAAGGCUGAGGAAGAUAAUGCUACUGAGAAAGACAAUGAUACUGAGGAGGAUAACGAUACUAAGAAAGACAAUGAUGCUGAGGAGGAUAACGAUACUAAGAAAGACAAUGAUGCUAAGGAGGAUAACGAUACUGAGAAAGACAAUGAUGCUAAUGAGGAUAAUGAUACUGAGAAAGACAAUGAUGCUGAGGAGGAUAACGAUACUGAGAAAGACAAUGAUGCUGAGGAGGAUAAUGAUACUGAUAAAGACAAUGAUACUGAGGAGGAUAAUGAUACUGAGGAUAUACUGAGGAAGAUAAUGAUUAUGAGAAAGCUAAUGAUUCUGACGAAUAUUAUGAUACUGAAGAAGAUAAUGAUUUUGAGGAAGAUGAUGAUUACGAGGAGGAUGAUGAUUACGAGGAGGAGGAUGAUGCGCACGAUCAAAGAGAUUAGACAAUUAUGAUCAAUUUUCUGCUUUUGUACUUAUAAUCUGCCUUCCAACAAGUAUAUUUUUAUGCAUCUUAUCAAUGAUCACUGUUGUGAAAUUUAGGAUUGAUUUUUAGUCUGACUUAGCUUGCACGUGUAGAAAAUACUUGUUAGUGUUCUCAUGGAGAAACAUUAGGAGUAAAUUUUGACUUAGUAUAACUACUCUCUCUCCAUGUUGUAGAUAUUCUUUUUGGUACUACGUAGCCCAUAUGAACAAUGAAUUGCUUUUUUCUUUUUAAA
Molecule: messenger RNA, 1757 nt
Organism: Cucumis sativus (cucumber)
Lineage: Eukaryota; Viridiplantae; Streptophyta; Magnoliopsida; Cucurbitales; Cucurbitaceae
Product: protein bfr2-like
Exons: 3
Coding region: 559-1494 (311 amino acids)
Source: RefSeq, a predicted model, not a curated record